AAAAGAGUGAGAUUUGUCGGUGAAUUUUGCUUUCGGGGCUUGGCAGCUGGAGGCAACAUAGGCAAGAACGACCAAGUGCUCUUUUUUGUUAGUUCCACCAGCAAGCAAGGCAUUUAUCUGCAUGAGGCAUGUAGACAAUGGUGCCAUUCAUUUAAGACGAGGGAGGCCUUUUCUCCCCGCCUGGUGAAUUGAAAGACUUGUUCGCUCGUCCAAGGGCAAAAUGUCGCCGGCUCACCCAUCAUACUGGGAUUUCAUCUCAUACAGAAGCAUUCAGAUCCCAUCUGUCAAAUGCCUAGUUGACUACGUCCAGAAAGCUAGUAAAAGCGAGUGCCACGACGGAAGUAUAAUAGCUUUGGACUAUGACUCCACCUUCCCCGCGACAACGAACGCGAAACCCAUAAAAGAGGUUGACCUUUCUAGCUUUCUGGCGGAUCCAAACAGACCACAAGGAAGAAUAUUGGUGGUCCAAGACGUCAACCACUCUCUGAUCAACGUUCUGGGGGCACUGCUAGACGUUGAUCCGCUCUUCUUUGCCGGACAUGUCGGCACCGAAUUUCCCAACCUCGAAAAUGCGCCGCCGGGCCCUGCAUACUCGCUCACUCCAGUUCGAAUUGCAGAGGCUGGCUUUCUACACCUGCACUACCAGCAGGUGCUGACUAUGACAUACACGACUACCGACGGCGGUCUGCAAACAGUGCAAAGUGCGCCAUACUCGGUUGUUACUGCAGGAAACAUACCACGCAACAUACGCAGGCUCCCUUCUCUGUCGGGCAAACAGUUGUGCCUAGCCAGGGGGUGCCUUUCUUUAGUGGUCAAGCAGCUAGGGAGUUAUUGGAUUUGUCUUGUGUUGGUUGAUCCGCCCAUCAAAUCCGCGAAAUCAAAAACAGGCGUGAUUAUUCCGUACACGUUUGAGCCUCUGCACGCUAGCUACGAAUCCUUCCAACCACCACAGUCGUUUUCAUCCUUCCAAGCAUCCGGUACUACUAGAUCCAACUACAGCCAAGAUACGAAACAGUCGAUACUGGAGAGGCUUGUCCACUAUUACACAACUUCUCCACCAGCAAAUGACGUCUUGAGCCUCGCGUACUUCCCCACGCGAAUGGUCAUGUCGGAAUGGCAGCUCUACACCAAGCUAGCAAGCCGUUUCCUCAAGCACUACGAGUACAACCUACAGGACCUCUCCCGGCGCCUACACAACGACGACAUUGUCGACCUGCAGCGGUGGCGACGUCGGUGCCAGCAGAGCAAGCACAAGCUCAGUAUCGUUGCCGAGUUCAUAGACUACCACACUGGCGACACUGCAUCGACACAAGACAAGCGCUCUCCCUGGAGAUUGAUACUCAAGGACAUUGACCACGUGCAAUCCGAGCUGCAAGAUUUUGGCCAGUCCCUCGAGCAAAUGAUACCCGUCGCGACGUCCAUGGUGCAGAUCCUCGACGCGAGGUACUCGGUGGUGCACGCCGCCAACUCGACGCGGCUGGCCUACGUCGCCCUCAUCUUCGUGCCGCUGUCGUGGGUGGCGAGCCUAUUCAGCAUGUCCGAGGGCUACGGGCCCGGAGGGAGGCUGUUCUGGAUGUACUUUGCCAUCGCGCUGCCGUUGGUGCUGCUGACGCUGAUGGUUUCGAAAGGGAUUUCAUGGAUGGCGGAUCGAAGAUAAAGGGGCGGGGGGGAGGUUUACGGAGCAGGAAGAUUUGAACUGGCAAAUGCAAAGAGAGAGCGGUUGCUUAAAGUGGGGAGGAAAUUCAAUGCUAUUUCAGGAGGUACAGCUCUCAAGGGAAUGAAUGUGUUGGCGGAUGGAGCCGGUUAGGGGGUUUCUUUUCCGGUUGUGGCACACUGCCAAUUUGGGGAGUCUGGAUGGGGACCCUGCCUGUUGUUGCUUGCUUAUGACGGGGUUGACUUGGGAUGCUUUUUUUUCUUUCUUUGGCAGUCCAGACCCAUGAUGGAAUUGGAAAUCAAAAUCUCGAUUCCUGAUGACUACAAAAACUCACAGAGAGGGAGCACUAAGACACGACCAACCAUCGGGAAAAAAAGCCUCCUUUGCAGCUGGGGCCUCGGAGUCGGAGAAGGCACCUGGCCAGAUAUAGAUGGACAAGAGAAGCAAAUCCAAUGAACUGUACAAAUCACCCGG
Molecule: messenger RNA, 2128 nt
Organism: Pyricularia oryzae 70-15
Lineage: Eukaryota; Fungi; Ascomycota; Sordariomycetes; Magnaporthales; Pyriculariaceae
Exons: 2
Coding region: 221-1657 (478 amino acids)
Source: RefSeq, a predicted model, not a curated record